UUGCUACCAACACAGAACUGAGUCUGACUGAGAAGAACAGAAGUAAAAACUGUGAAACCAUCACAAGCGCAGCAUCGGAAGAAGGAGAAGAAGCAGAGAGAGAGAGAGAGAGGUUCCAUUUCUGAAACUUGGGUGUUCAUCAAGUUUGUUACUUGGGUAUCCCUUGUCUCUGUCUACUUCUUGCCAUGUCUGGAACUGGAAGUGCUAGUAACAAUGGUUCCAAGCGAAACCUGCCAUCAUGGUUGGGGACUUCAGGGGGGAAUGAGGAUGAAAGUAGUGCAAACAAACCAACUUUGGAUGAUGAUGGUGAAAAAUCCAGUGGAACUGGAAGUGUGACCCAUAAGAAGAGCAAGGUUCAAACUGAAAAGGGUAGUGGUGGAAAAUCUUCUGCUUCUGGUUUGGAAUCUAAAAGUUUCAACAACCUAAUGGAAGGAGUGGUUUUUGUGUUGUCAGGCUUUGUCAAUCCGGAGCGCGGCAUGUUGAGAUCACGAGCCAUGGAAAUGGGAGCGGAGUAUAAGCCUGACUGGAACUCUGAGUGCACUCUCUUGAUUUGUGCAUUUCCAAAUACCCCCAAGUUUCGACAAGUUGAAGCUGAUUGUGGAACCAUUGUAUCAAAGGAUUGGAUAUUAGAGUGUUACACCCAGAAGAAGCUGGUUGAAAUUGAAAGUUACCUUAUGCAUGCUGGGAAACCAUGGCGUAAAGGAGGUAGAUCACAGGAAGUCAAAGAAGAACCAAAACCAUCUGUAUCCAAAAAACCAGCAAAGCAUGUUGAAAGAGAACUACCUUCAAAGGAAACUGCCUCCAUAAAAUCAAAGGGGAAAGGCACUAACCAAGCUAGGAAAUGUUUUGAGCCUUCUGAAGUGAAAAAGUGGGCUGUUGAUGAUUUGAAUAAAACAAUUCAGUGGUUGGAAAGUCAAGAAGACAAGCCAGAUCCAAGUGAGACAACAAAAAUAGCUGCAGAAGGGAUUCUGACUUGUUUGCAAGAUGUAAUUUGUUCUCUUGAGGAAAAGAAGGACAUCCGGAAAGGAACAGAGGACUGGAAAUUCUUACCUCGUGUUGUUGAGGAGCUUGCGAAGUUGGAUGUUGUAGGAAACAACUCGGCCUCAAUGUCAAAGGAAGAUCUUCACAGACAGGCUCUGGACUGUAAACGUAUAUAUGAAGUGGAGCUGAAUAGGUCAGAUCAUGAAUGGACAAAGAAUUCCAAGAAAACUGAAGAACAGACAAGCAAAACUGGAAGAACCAAUGCUAUGUCUUCUGGUGGAAUGGAGUAUGAUAGUGAUGAGACAAUUGAGAUGACGGAACAAGAGAUAGACCUUGCAUAUAAGACUUUGUCCUCUAACAUAUGUAAUCAGUGAAUGCUGCUUGAACUUGUUCAUUAAGAGAUGAAAAGCAGUUAUUUUGGUUUACAGUAGAUUUUCAUUAGAUCUUUCUAUGGUAACAAUGAAGGAAAAGGCCCGAGUUUGUUAGAUUGGCAUGUUUUUUAAACUACUUUCUUCACUCGGUCUUUGUUAGCCAAUAUUUGGAUUUCGUUGAA
Molecule: messenger RNA, 1534 nt
Organism: Lotus japonicus
Lineage: Eukaryota; Viridiplantae; Streptophyta; Magnoliopsida; Fabales; Fabaceae
Product: DNA-repair protein XRCC1
Exons: 8
Coding region: 186-1355 (389 amino acids)
Biological process (GO): base-excision repair; double-strand break repair via nonhomologous end joining; single strand break repair
Molecular function (GO): damaged DNA binding
Source: RefSeq, a predicted model, not a curated record